AUGUCACAUGUCACAUGUCACGAGCACCCUCGCCCUACAUCAGACGCGCGCGCGGCAAGGACCAGCCCGCGCACUUCCUCUACUAGCGGGCACACUGCGCCGUGUCGCUACAUGUCACAUGUCACAUGUCACGAGCACCCUCGCCCUACAUCAGACGCGAGCGCGGCAAGGACCAGCCCGCGCACUUCCUCUACUAGCGGGCACACUGCGCCGUGUCGCUACAUGUCACAUGUCACAUGUCACGAGCACCCUCGCCCUACAUCAGACGCGAGCGCGGCAAGGACCAGCCCGCGCACUUCCUCUACUAGCGGGCACACUGCGCCGUGUCGCUACAUGUCACAUGUCACAUGUCACGAGCACCCUCGCCCUACAUCAGACGCGAGCGCGGCAAGGACCAGCCCGCGCACUUCCUCUACUAGCGGGCACACUGCGCCGUGUCGCUACAUGUCACAUGUCACAUGUCACGAGCACCCUCGCCCUACAUCAGACGCGAGCGCGGCAAGGACCAGCCCGCGCACUUCCUCUACUAGCGGGCACACUGCGCCGUGUCGCUACAUGUCACAUGUCACAUGUCACAUGUCACGAGCACCCUCGCCCUACAUCAGACGCGAGCGCGGCAAGGACCAGCCCGCGCACUUCCUCUACUAG
Molecule: messenger RNA, 648 nt
Organism: Melitaea cinxia (Glanville fritillary)
Lineage: Eukaryota; Metazoa; Arthropoda; Insecta; Lepidoptera; Nymphalidae
Product: proteoglycan 4-like
Exons: 1
Coding region: 1-648 (215 amino acids)
Source: RefSeq, a predicted model, not a curated record